Molecule: messenger RNA, 953 nt
Organism: Corapipo altera (White-ruffed manakin)
Lineage: Eukaryota; Metazoa; Chordata; Aves; Passeriformes; Pipridae
Product: coronin-1B-like
Exons: 2
Biological process (GO): cell migration; actin filament organization
Molecular function (GO): actin filament binding
Source: RefSeq, a predicted model, not a curated record
GGUUCCCCGUGGUGCCUCUCCGGGGCUCCCCCCGAGUGUCCCCCCGCACUGACCGCGGGCGGGGGGCAGUCGGACCUGUUCCAGGACGACCUGUACCCGGACACGGCGGGCCCGGAGGCGGCCAUGGAGGCGGAGGAGUGGGUGGCGGGGCGCACGGCGGGGCCGGUGCUGGUGUCCCUGCGCCAGGCCUACGUGCCCCCCAAGCAGCGGGACCUCAAGGUGAGCCGGCGGGCGCUGCUCCACGACGGCCACGCCAGCGCCGGGGCCGCCACCACGCCGACCCCCACGCCCCCCGCCGCCCCCGCGCCCGCCCGGCUCAGCGCACCCCCGGCACUGGGAGCGCCGGGAACGCCAGGAGCGCUGGGAACCGGCACCGCCACGGGGGGCCGGCUGGAGGAGGUGCUGCAGGAGGUGGCCGCGCUGCGGGCGCUGGUGGCCGAGCAGGGCCAGCGCAUCGAGCGCCUGGAGGAGCAGCUCAGCCGCCUGGAGAACGGCCACGUCUAGGGACCCCCUCAGGGACCACCGCCCCAGGGACCACGCCUGCGCCCCAGGGACCCCCUGCCCCGCACCCUCCCACCCCUGGGGUGCCCCCUCACCCCGCUCUGGGUCCUUCUCCCCUUGGGGGGGCUCCCCCCCCCCCAUUGCCUUACUGGGUGCUGCCCCCCUCCCCGAAUCAUGGACCAUUCCCACCCCCGUGUCCUCGGGCUGGGGGUUGCUCCUGGGAUCAAAUAUUGCCCCCUGCACCCCCCAGUCCCUGCGUGGGGUGUCCUGCCCCUCUUCCUAUGGGGCAGGGCACGAUCUGACCCCUACAACUGUGAAAUAUUGUCCCCCCUAUAUUUUGGGGGCUUUCCUCCCCCACCUCCCCCUUCUUCCUCCUUAUCGCGUUCCCUCCUCCCUUCCAGUGCAGGGUCAAAAACUAUAUUUUCACUCCAAAUAAAGGAUUUAUAAGAAAA